CUGAGCUGAAGAAAGGAAAGAAGAAAGAGACUCAAAAGUUGAAAGCUUCAAUGGCGUGCCUUCUGUCCAUGACCCUCUCUGUGCCUCUCUCAGCUUCACAUUGGUUCACAAAGGAAACAGCUCCGAGAAAAUCAGUUUUUGUUGGACUUUCAAGCCAACCAACUUCAGAAACAGCUGCAAAGCCUUCUGCCUCCUGCAGGACAAAUACGGGCAUAUCGUCUUUGAAUCGGAGUUGUCAAGAUCAUCUUUUAACCACGUCAAAACCUCAUUUUGAAAGAAUGUAUUGUUAUAUCAAUGUAGAUUCUUGUAGCUACAUGAUCAUAUCUGGUUAUUGGGUAGGACCUGAUGUUGAUGAUGGUUGGGGAUAUGUGGAAGCUUUUGUUAAUCCAAUUACUUGAGCAUUUU
This is a messenger RNA of Prunus mume (Japanese apricot), 405 nucleotides long. RefSeq lists its product as uncharacterized. NCBI's taxonomy places the organism in Eukaryota, Viridiplantae, Streptophyta, Magnoliopsida, Rosales, Rosaceae. The record is from RefSeq and is a predicted model, not a curated record.